Molecule: messenger RNA, 1044 nt
Organism: Pieris macdunnoughi
Lineage: Eukaryota; Metazoa; Arthropoda; Insecta; Lepidoptera; Pieridae
Source: the annotation of a GenBank genome assembly
AUGCCUAAGCAGGAAAAUGACUUCAUAUUACCUGACUUAGAUGCUAGAGAUGGUCCUCCAAUGCUUGGUUGUGGUGUGACAGAGGAAGACUUAAACAGAAAUGCCGUGAAAGAAGCUAGGAACAUAUGCGAUUUUUGUCAAAGAGCAUUUUUAAAAAAAUCUCAUUUGCGCAUGCAUAAAAUUUUGCACAGUCAUGAAAGACUUGAAUGCCAUGUUUGCUAUCUCCGUUUCGAAAAAGUGGAAGAUUACAACGACCACCUACUCUCGCACGAUAGGAAUUAUUCUUGCUUUAUCUGUGGAAAGCGAUUCAAAAGCUUCUCAAAUUUACAGAACCACAAAAAACUUCACACAGAUAUACCAUUUUUUAAAUGUGAUCACUGCUCCAAAGAAUUUACACACCAAGCAAAUUUAUCGCGGCACCAAAAAUUGGGUAUUUGCAAGAAUAAACAUGAUCUCACGUGUCCUGUCUGUAACAAGGUCUUUGAAAAAGCCUUCUUCCUGAAGAGCCAUUUAAAAAAGCAUACAACAGAAAAACCGUUUCAAUGCGAUUUGUGUUCUAUGUUCUUCAAGCAUAAGUCGACAUUGGCGCGGCAUAUCCAACUGCACAGUGGCGUACGCCCAUACUCAUGUACCUAUUGCAAUAAAACCUUCUCGCACAGGGGUUUAUUAGAGCCGCAUUUGCGAAAACACACCGGCGAAAAGCCAUUCCCGUGUCCCAGAUGCAGUAAAAAAUUCUCGCACAAACAUAACAUGCUGCGUCAUUUAGAAAGGCACGCGAAGGAGAAAAAUCUUAAAUGUCAAUUAUGUUUUAAAGUCUUUCCGCGCGAGAGUAGGCUUAUUUAUCACAUGCGAUCUCAUACGAAUAGCAAACCGUUUAAGUGCGACGUUUGUAGCAAGAAAUUUACACAUAAAUCCAAUGUAUUGAGACAUUAUUCAAGAAAACAUCCCAACGAAAAGUAUGAGCCGAAGUUCACCGACGCGACAGUCGCUAAACAAGUAUGGGAGAAACUAAUGAAAAAAUUAUCGAAAGAAGAGGUUCUAUGA